AUGAAAGUCCUGAUAGUUCUUAUUUUAUAUGGAGUCAUUUUAAAAGAUACACAGGGCUCACCAACAUUUUAUCAUAGAGGAUGGCUGAGGUUAUUAAGAGGUGAUAUCUGUGGAAAUUGUGACAUACACGGUUGCUCUAAAUCUAUCAAUUGCCCAGCUGGGACAGUGCUGGAUGAUUGUGGCUGCUGCCCUGAAUGUGGAAACGUGGAAGGACAGAUCUGUGAUUUGGAUAACAAGAAUCAUUUCUACGGAAAGUGUGGUGAAAACUUAGAAUGCAGAUUGGAUGCAAAUGAUAACAAAUUUGGUGAGAUUCCUGAGCCCCAAUGUGUUUGUAAAUACAAGGAAAGCAUCUGUGGCUCUGAUGGGAAGACAUACGAUAAUAUCUGCCAGUUCAAUGAGAUAUAUUCAAGAAGUCAAGAGAAUAUUACUUUGCAACACAGAGGACCUUGUGCAGCAGCUCCAUUUAUUUCAAUACCACCUAAAGAUGCCCGAAAUUUUACUGGAAAUGAUAUUAUUUUUGGCUGUGAGGUAUCAGCAUUUCCAAUGCCACACCUUGAAUGGAGGAAAGAAGGAAAUAAUAGAUAUCUGCCAGGGGAUGAUGCUCAUAUUUCAGUUCAGACAAGAGGUGGACCUCAGAGGUAUGGUGUAACAGGAUGGCUCCAGAUCGAAGGAAUUAAAAAAUCAGAUGAAGGUGUCUAUAUCUGUGUCACAAAAAACAAGUAUGGCACAACAAUCGCUUCAGCAAAACUUAAAGUUGUUGAUUAUGGUUCACAGUCCACACUAAAAUAUAUAACUAGUAGUAAGUUCAGCAGGUACAACACAGACGAUAAGAAUUACUACCCAUAUAAACCAGAAGAAGAAGGGGAAGGUGAAGAAUUUGGAUCUGGGGAUAUAGAAAAUUAA
Molecule: messenger RNA, 903 nt
Organism: Bombina bombina (fire-bellied toad)
Lineage: Eukaryota; Metazoa; Chordata; Amphibia; Anura; Bombinatoridae
Product: kazal-type serine protease inhibitor domain-containing protein 1-like
Exons: 4
Coding region: 1-903 (300 amino acids)
Biological process (GO): regulation of cell growth; regulation of signal transduction
Cellular component (GO): extracellular region
Molecular function (GO): insulin-like growth factor binding
Source: RefSeq, a predicted model, not a curated record